Pelmatolapia mariae (spotted tilapia) is the source of this 804-nucleotide messenger RNA. Its product is annotated as caspase-8-like. Gene Ontology annotation, biological process: proteolysis. The record is from RefSeq and is a predicted model, not a curated record. The transcript has 4 exons. Gene Ontology annotation, molecular function: cysteine-type endopeptidase activity. Lineage: Eukaryota; Metazoa; Chordata; Actinopteri; Cichliformes; Cichlidae. Bases 1 to 804 code for a protein of 267 amino acids.
AUGCGACCUCCGGAGGACGCAGCCUACAUUUUGGGACACAGCUACACCGUACCACACUUCAAAUUUGGGGAAAUCGACGGCGCAUUUGUCGACCGCAUUUGGAGUACACUUCGAAUUGGGACAGCCGUCGUCGUGUCGCUAUUUGACACAGAUGCUCUGACAAAAGUGUUCACUCGCUUAGGUUUUCAAGUGAAGAUACACCACAACCUGACUGCGGAUAACAUGAAAAAGGAAAUAAAUAAUCUUGGCUCGAUUAAUUUUUCAGAUCAUGAUGCCUUGGUGGUGUUCGUGCUUUCACAUGGAGAAAAAGGGUGUGUCUUUGGCACUGAUGAGGAAAGGGUGCUCCUGAAAGAGCUGACGGAGCCCUUUACAAGUGGAGGAGCCCGAACCUUGGCACGGAAGCCCAAACUCUUCUUCAUUCAAGCCUGUCAAGGUGAUGGAAAGCAGAAAGGAUACCCUCCCAGCAGCAGAGAGGACGAGAACCAAAACAAAGAAGCAUGGCAAGCUGACGCCUCAAUCCCUGACGAGGCAGUGCUAGUGCCUGAACUAGCAGACUUUCUGAUCGGCAUGGCCACUGUGGAGGAGUUUGUGUCAUUUAGAAACACAGCUACAGGAUCGAUCUACAUCCAGGAGCUGUGCAGGCAGCUGGAAAUAGGUUGUCCUUGCAGUAAGGAGAUGGAUGAUAUCCUCACUGUCCUGACACGUGUGAACAGGGAGAUCAGCAAAGGAGUGUAUUCAUCCCACAAACAAAUGCCGCAGCCCAAAUACACUCUCACCAAGAAGCUCAUCCUCAAAUAUAUAUGA